CGCUUUCUGCCUUCGCGGGAAAACGACGAAGCUGGCAUUCCUCCGAUGGCGUUCCAGCCCCAACGGAUUAAAGGGGUUCUCGCGCGCUUCAAAAAUUGCAGAACCAGGUACAAUUCGCUUAGCCUCCAUCAAUCAUUUACGUCGUUUCCAUUUUCAACCACCGACUUUCCCGUAGAAUCCACGAACAACGAAUCAUCACAAAAGGAUAUCGGGAACCAAUUCAGUAAUGUGGACGAGCGUUUCGUGUUGGAUGAACUCUCUGAUUUGUUAUUUAACUCUCGUAGAACUCCGAACCUCUUUACAGAGAGUUCUUCGGACAAGAAUGUAUCGACUAGGGCCGUUGAUUCGUUUUUACCCCCCGAAGAGAAGUUGAGAGGCGUCUUUCUUCAGAAACUAAGGGGUAAAGCGGCUGUCGAACGUGCCCUAACAGAUGUUGGCGUAGAUUUAACCACCGAUAUCGUUGCUAAAGUCGUGAAUAGUGGGAAUUUAGGCGGCGAAGCGAUGGUCAUCUUCUUUAAUUGGGCAACUAAGCAGCUUUUGGUACCAAAAGAUAUUUAUAGUUAUAAUAUCAUCAUUAAAGCGCUAGGCAGAAGAAAAUUUUUAAAAUUUAUGGUGGAUAUGUUGCACAGCAUGAAAGCAGAAGGAAUAAGCCCUACUUGUGAGACGUUAUCGAUUGUAAUUGAUAGUUUUGUUAGAGCUCGUCGAGUGACCAGAGCAGUUCAAAUGUUUGGAAACUUAGAAGAGAUUGGGCUGAGACCUGAUACGGAAUCUUUAAACGUGCUCAUGCAGUGCCUUUGUCGUCGGUCUUUUCUAGGGGCUGCGAAUUCCGUGUUCGAUGCGAUGAAAGGGAAGGUAUCAUAUAACACUAGAACAUACAAUCUCAUCAUUAGAGGAUGGUCGAAAUUUGGUAAGGUUAGUGAAAUCGUAAAGACUGUGAGGGCAAUGGUGGAAGAUGGUAUUAAUCCAGAUUGCUUUACAUUUAGUUGCAUUAUCGAGUGUUUAGGGAGAGCUGGUCGUAUUGAUGAUGCAGCUUCUGUUUUUGAUAGCAUGGUGGAGCAAGGCUGUGCCCCGGAUGUUGUUGUUUAUAAUGCAAUGAUUUCUAAUUUUAUAUCAGUAGGAGAUUUUGAUGAAUGUAUGAAGUAUUAUGAGCAAAUGUUGAAUAGUAAAUGUGACCCAAAUGUGGAUACCUACAAGAAAUUGAUUGCUGCUUUUAUCAAGGAACGAAGAGUAGCAGAUGCACUAGAAAUGUUUGAUGAGAUGCUGGGUCAAGGAAUUGUCCCCACUACAGGUACAAUAACCUAUUUUAUUGAGCCCUUGUGUGGCUAUGGUCCACCACAUGCGGCUUUGAUGAUCUACAAGAAAGCAAAAAAAGUUGGGUGUAGAAUCUCAUUGAGUGCUUAUAAGCUAUUACUCAUGCGACUUUCUAGAUUUGGCAAAUGUGGGAUGCUAUUCAAUAUAUGGGAUGACAUGCAAGAAAGUGGUUAUUCUUCUGAUACAGAAGUUUAUGAGUAUGUCAUCAAUGGGCUUUGCAACAUUGGGCAGCUUGAAAAUGCUGCACUUGUCAUGGAGGAGUCUCUGCACAAAGGCUUCUGCCCAAGCAGGCUUAUUUGUAGCAAAUUGAAUAACAAACUUCUGGCUUCAAAUAAAGUGGAGAGGGCUUACAAGCUUUUUCUAAGGAUAAAAAAUGCUCGUUGCAAUGAAAAUGCACGAAGAUAUUGGCGCGCUAAGGGGUGGCAUUUUUGAAUGUGCAUGUUUAUCAGCUGGCAAAUGUAACCAUAUUAUGCGCAGGGUGCUUUGCACUUCCUACAGCAGGUUCUUGACAAUUCAGCAGAAGGGGAUUUUUUUUGCGGUGGUGGGAAGUUGAAUAUGCAUGUUUAUGGAGAGGAUCUGCUUUCUGGCACUGCACCCACCAUUUUCAGUAUAUUCUAGUAUUACUCUUGUCACUGUAGUACCAUAAUGUUCCCGAUUUUCAACCAUGCGUAAGGUACAAAUUCAGAUAGGAUGGUGAACAUAUAUGUGGAUUAUCUGAAUGAGUUGUCAGCUUUGGUUUUUUCUAACAAGGCUGAUGAUUAGACUUGAACAGGUAAUUGUGGUGCCUACGCACUCACAUAUGACCGAAGACCCUGUAAAGAAAGAAAUUGAUAUUCACCCUUUGUCUUUAAAAGGGAGCAUAUAGGUUUCCCUUUUGCACCAAUUUGUUCUGCUGUUGGCGGUGAGUUAUCUCCUGCAUCAAGUUAAAGUUGAAAUUGCAGACACUAAAAAAGCAUGCCCCAGAAGAAAACAGUAGACAAGGAAGAUGAGAACGGACCGUGCAUACUGCUUGGAGGAUAAAAGAGCUUUAUGCCCAUUGCAAGUGGUAUUUGUUUCUAGGAGCCCUGGCUGCUGGCAAUAGCGUUGGCACUUCUCAUCCUGAAGGCAUUUUUGUGUUCUGGUAAAAAAAAGGGCUUUCAAGUUUCAAGAGACUUUUUAUGUAUUACACAUUUCUUAAGCUGGAAAAGCUCAUCAUAAAAGGUGAUUUGUAUCAUUGGCAACACAUACGAUCUAUGAUGAAUGUGUAUAUCAUUUACGAAAUAAGCUAGGAGUGCCACGAUUUUAACUUUCACACUUCAGUGUUGAUGCCCUUUGACAUCUACCGAGGAACUCUUCCCAAACGUGAACUUGGAGACUGAAUAAAGAAUAGAAGCCUUCAUUCUUUGAAUUUGGAGACUGAAGCUUCUCGAUUGAUGGGAUUCGAACUGUACUGCCUGAACAUGCAUGCACUGUUAACAGGUAAUGCAUAGUUUUCAAUUUGAGUAUGAGUUGAGCUGGCUGCGAGUUAAUCUCGUUCAACAACCACAUGCUGAGCACAAUUUUGUUUGGUUCCAAUCGAGUUAUUUGAGUAACUUGAUGAGUCAAGUUCGAAUUGUCCAUUACUAAUGAAUUUAAUCAAGUUUUUGUACUUUUAUUAUUUUUGUUAGUGAUGGCGUAUAUAACACAUUUUAUAUUAUUAUAUAAUCAAAUUAAGUUUGAUCUUA
This is a messenger RNA of Malania oleifera, 3014 nucleotides long. Its product is annotated as putative pentatricopeptide repeat-containing protein At5g43820. The transcript is spliced from 6 exons. The record is from RefSeq and is a predicted model, not a curated record. NCBI's taxonomy places the organism in Eukaryota, Viridiplantae, Streptophyta, Magnoliopsida, Santalales, Ximeniaceae. Bases 46 to 1743 code for a protein of 565 amino acids. Gene Ontology annotation, molecular function: protein binding.